ACAAGUGAAAUAAUUGGUAUUAAUAUCGAUUACAACUUGUUUUACUCGCUGAUCGUAAGCAUCGUAAAUAAGUCGAUAGAAAUUUUUCUCAACGCAGUGCGCGUCUAGGAAGAUAUAUCAAAUGUAUACGUCUGCCAAAUUUUGUUAUAAUUUUUCAAUCUACCUGUAGAAAGCCGUAAGCCAAAUCGGAAUUACAUGUAAAUUGGUUGGUCAUGGAUAAAAAGGAUCCUUCAUCUUGGAAACACCGAUUUUUAAGCAUUUUCGGUGCUUCAUCAAAACAUUUAAAUUCCACUCAACAGCAAAGGUCUGAUACAGUUGGGCCACCUGUGUCUACAAGCAUCGAAUCGGCCGUUGAAGCAGUUUAUGAAAGCACCUCUGCAGUUCGGCCUGAAAAAAGUGUCAAUUCUCAAGAACAGCGUGAGUCUACCGUGUCGCAAAGGUUGCAUGUUCCCCAAGCCAGUGUUCCGAAUAGUGCGAGCAACGCUGCUCCGAAUAAUUAUCCUAAACCAGUUCCACGACGUUCGAAAACUGGUCAACUUAAUGAUUCAUUUACCGUUGAAACCCUCUAUGGAAUGCCAAGAAGCGUUAUCGAUGGCGGUGAUCGAAUGAGUCGACAAAAUUCGGAUAAGGAAAAAGCAAGGCCGAACGUCAAUCAAAAAUUUUGUAAUUCCGUUAGUGAAGGUGUCGCGAGCGGAGGCAAACUAGAAGCCAGCCGCAAUUACAGUCAAUCGAAUUUGAAUCUAGAUAAAGAAACCACACAGAAUGAUAGUCGGAAUCAACACAAUGCCACAAUGCUAGCACCAAAAUCAUCGCAGACAAGUGGUCCGAGCAGUAAUGUGAACAGAGGUCUAACGAAUCAGAAUCUGCACCAAGCUAUAAUGUUUCGAGGAUUACAGCAAUCUCGGUCUGAAAAACUUCAGCAAGAAGAAGCAGCAUUACGAAAAUUGCAUGAUCUCGAAGCCCGUAUUCGGAAUAGUGAUAGCAACGCUGCUCCGAAUAAUUAUCCCAAACCAGUUCAACGACCUUCGGCUACUGGUCAACUGAAUGAUUUAUUUAUCAUUGAAACCCUCUAUGGAAUGCCAAGAAGCGUUAGCGAUCGAAUGAGUCGACAAAGUGCGGAUGAUUCUUAUCAAAAUAAGGCCAAAGCAGGUCCGAACGUCAAUCAAACAUUUCGUAAUUAUGUUAGUGAGGGCAAACCAGAAGUCAGCCGCAGUCAACAAUCGAAUUUGAAUCUAGAUAAAGAAAUCACACAACAGCCACAUCGUUCUCCGACUCCGACUUCACAAUACCCAGCGAGCGAUGUAUUCCAACAGCCACAUCGUUCUCGUGCGCAAAAUGAUGUUAGUCGGAAUCAACAGAAUGCCACAAUGGCAGCACCAAAAUCAUCGCAGCCAAGUGGUUCGAGCAACAAUGGCAACAGAGGCCGAACAAAUAAGAAUCCGCACCAAGCUACAAAGUCGCGAGGAUCACAGAAAUCUCACACUGACCGUGCUGGGAACACAGGCCAAACGAACCGGCAUCAGCAGCAUGCUUCAGUACGUCAAACUUCGCACCAAUCUGACAGCAAUGUAGAAACCGGAAAUUUAUAUCAGCCAAAGCGACCCCAAACGCGUGGUACAACGAAACAAGCUUCUCAUGGCUCUGGUACCGAUAAGAGAGAUCAUAACAAACCAAACAAACCGCAUCAAGCAAGAAGUGCAGGUGCAGGUCCGAAUCCUGGUAGUGGAACGAAUCAGCGUCGCGAAGGCAACCAGCGAACGUACUUCGGAUUCAAGAAAUUCGAAAAUUAUCUGAAAAGUCCUGCGGAUUCAGUUGUGAUCUCCUUGCAUUUGGAAAUGGAAGCGUUCGAAAGCUUUUUGAAAGAGCCCAGGGCAUAUGAAGGAGGCACGUUCGGAAUGUUGCUGGAGGUUCUGAGUGAAAAAGUGUUUUCGGAUGAAUGCAAUUUGGUCAACUAUCAGAACGACAUCGUUCGACUCAUUGCUUAUCCCGAAAUAAUGAACCGUUUCCGUGACAAAUGCCUGACUGUGGACGACUCCAAGUUCAAGUUCAUUUUUAAUGUGGCGGAUUUCUUGAAACGACGCAUGCCCGUUUCUGCUGCAGACAGUUUAAUGGGGCUGGUGACCCUAUGCGUUAGCAGGCUGUUGAUGAUCAAAGACAAUCCAAAAUAUGGGACGCUUCUCGAACAAUUCCAAGAGUUGUUUAAGUCUCUUCACGAAAAGCGACAGCAAGAAGAAGCGGAAGUGAUAGCCAGAAAACCACUUUCACGUGGGAAAUUCACAGACUACGACUUGAAAUCGUUCGAUAAACUGAAACCACCGGAUGACUUCCGAAACAUACCGAUAAUUCCUACGAUGGAAGAACUAUUGUCGUCCGAGCCGUCGUUCUUGCGACCGAAUAAACAAGCAGGCUCGUACGCAGAUGCCGAUCAUUACCUGGAUGUACAGUUUCGUUUGCUUCGGGAGGAUUUCCUACAGCCUUUAAAGCAAGGUAUUCAGGAGUAUUUGUCGUUGAGAAAAACGACGAAUAAUCCGAGAAUGCCCAAAGGUUCACCGAUUCGAGUGUAUUACAAAGUGAAGUGUCUCACCGCCGAAGUAAAGUUUGAGAAUCUUAACUACUGGAUCGAAUUGCCGACGGACUAUUCCAAAAUCAAUUGGGAUAAAUCCAAAAGACUUCUACCGGGCAACUUGGUGCUGCUGACGAAAAAUAGCGCAUCGCUUGAUUCAGUUGUGUUUGCUACUGUUGGUUUCCGAAAUGAUGAUGAUCUCAAAAAGCAUCGAAAGCUCACCAUAAUACCGGAAAAAGCACAGUCACGCAUCGCUGAUGUUCUUUGUGACGAAACCGAUUUACUGCUGAUCGAAUCCGAAGUUUAUUGGGAAUCGUUCAGGCACGUUUUAAAAACGGCUCAAAAUCUGAAUCUGAGCACUUUUCCCCUGGCGAAAUACAUUGUGAGCGCUUGCAACAACGUUGAACCUCCGCCGUCACUCGUGGAACAGCGUUUUGAUGAUGGGGACGUCGCGACCACGAUCAGAUUGUGCUUCCAACAAAGAUAUUUUGCCGUCCAUCCGUUUGUUAGCAGAACCUGGCCACUGGAUGCAACCAUUGGACUCGAUGCAAAUCAAUUUGACGCUUUCAAAGCUGCUCUAACUAAACAAUUUGUCAUCAUUCAAGGACCGCCUGGAACGGGGAAAACUUAUGUCGGUCUUCGUAUCGCCGAAGUAAUCCUACAGAAUCCACAGCUGCGGACGGGACGAAAGGAGCAUGAUGUGGAUGAUUUGGCAGUGCAGUCGGAAUACAGAGGACCGUUGCUUUGCAUCUGCUAUACUAAUCACGCGUUGGAUCAGUUCUUGGAGGGCAUACUGAACAUAAUGAACCGUCACGAAAUGGAUCCGAAAAUAGUGCGCGUGGGAGGAAGAAGUAAGUCGGAGGUUUUACGCGAGUUUAAUUUACGUGAUAUGGCUAGAAGGACAAACCGACAGUUAGGUGGAUUGCAGCGGAGAGAACUGAACGACCUCGAAAGGGAUAUGAAGCAAAACGAAAGAUCAAUCCGAAAUCUCAAGCAAAUUGCCGCCGAAUUGCAAUGGCCUACUGGAAUCAUCAAAUUUGAGUCAAUUGACGAUCAGAUCUAUCAAACGUUGUGCUCCGAAUUCUCGUCGCAACUAUUGGACAAAUUGAGUUCUCCGUCUUUUUUCAAACUCAGUAACUCCGAUGUGUACAACAUCACCGAAGGCAGUGCUAUUGACGCCGUCAAGAAAUGGUUCGAAUAUUUGCAAGUGAACGCGAAUAAGAAUGCAAAAGGUCGCAAAGCCCAGAAAGACAAUAGCCAAGCUGAGACGCCGAGUGAGGAAGCAUACGCGGAUGUAGGGGAAGAAGAAUUCUAUGACAUGGAUGAACUGAUGGAGCACCGAAUGAUUUUUGAUGAUGUCGUCGACCAUGCUGAAAUAGAAGCGCAAUUCGAGCAUAGCAAUAGUGUCGGUCGGUACCAUGGAAAAGAGAUGAGCAUCCCGCAUUCAACGUUUUUGUUGAAGGAAUAUGAAAGAAAUAUUCAACGAAAUGUCAUCCAUGACAAAGACUCAAUGGCUGUCGCUAAUACGAAGCGACGCAAUGUUGCUCAGGUUCGCGAAAGUGUUUUUGUUGAACAGAAGCGGCUGGAUGUGUUGGUGGAAAUUUUUGCUUGUCUGAACGAAAAUCGUGUCAAGAUCCCCGAUGUUGCAGCAAAACUGGAAACGUUGAGACGCUUCAAUACAACGGACUCUAUAAAUGUCGUCGACAAGACUUUGCCACUGGUCGCACAGAGAUAUGCUGCAUACUUGAUUGUAGCCAAACGGGCCAAGCACUUAAUGAACGAAACCGUACGAGGUCUUGAAGAAAAGUUGAUCGAAAGCGCCGAAACCAUUGCUCAAUUGAAGCGUCAACAUGAAGUGGAAAUUUUGAAGAAUGCUGACGUUGUGGGUAUGACUACGACUGGCGCUGCAAAGUUUCAUGAUCUCCUGGCAAAGAUGAAGUGUCGGAUCGUUAUCGUUGAAGAAGCCGCCGAAGUGCUGGAAGCGCACAUUGUCACUUCGUUGACCAAAUACACCGACCAUUUGAUAUUGAUUGGCGAUCAUCAACAAUUGAAGCCGAGCACGGCCGUCUACGAACUGUCCAAGAAAUAUGACUUGGACGUGUCGUUGUUCGAAAGAAUGAUCAAUAAUCACAUGACGUGCUAUUCACUGCUGGCUCAGCAUCGAAUGCGACCCGACAUCGCCGACCUUAUCCGUGGUUCAAUUUACGCUAAUUUGGACGAUGCUCGGAAUGUUCACCAGUACGAAUGCAUUAAAGGGAUGUCGAACAGUCUAUUCUUCUUAACCCACGAAAAACUUGAAGAAUCGGAAGGUGAUUCGAUGAGUAAAUUGAAUGAAUUCGAAGCUGAUUACCUAGCUGGUCUGGCUGGAUACUUGCUGAAACAAGGAUACCUCCCAUCAUCGAUUACUGUGCUGACGACUUACACUGGCCAACUGUUUCUGCUCAAGUCGAAAUUCCGGACAUCGGAGAGCCUGAAGUCAAUUCACAUUACGUGCGUUGACAAUUUUCAAGGCGAGGAGAACGAGAUAAUUUUACUGUCGUUGGUUCGCAGCAAUUUGGAUGGUAAAAUGGGAUUUUUAAGUAUAAGCAAUCGGGUCUGCGUCGCUCUCAGUCGCGCAAAGAAAGGCCUUUACGUCAUCGGGAACAUGAAAAUGCUCUCCAAGCAAACAAUCUGGUCACAAAUCAAUGCCAAGCUGGAACAGAAGAAACAAAUCGGACCCAAAAUGACAGUCGUGUGUCAACGGCAUCAAACCCACAGUGACAUAGCGAAGGGAGAGGAUUUCAUCAAAAAAUGUCCGGAAGGAGGUUGCUCGAAAGUAUGCGGGCUGUUAAUGAAAUGCCAUCACCUUUGUCCAAGAUUUUGCCACGCUCAAGAUCUGCAACACGAAAACUAUCGAUGCAGGGAGCUGUGCAGAAAAUUUUGCCCUAGUGGACAUCCUUGUAUGCUCGUAUGUCACUUUGGCACAGAUUGCUUACCGUGCAGAGUCAAAGUGGAUAAGCCGCGCUCUUGUGGCCACAACAUAUCGGUCGACUGUCAUCGAUCCGCUGAGGACGAGUUUUGUCGCACUCAAAUCAAACGGCUGCUGAAAUGCGACCAUGAAGUGAUCGUUUUUUGUAGCCAAAAAAUGGAUGAUUGGCUGUGCCGUAAGAUCGUGGAUAAAGUUCUAACCUGCGGCCACGAAUCGAAACUGAUGUGUCACGUUGAUCCGGAUACGUACAGGUGUAACAUCGAAGUGAGAAAGGAACUUCCUUGCACUCACUACAGGAAUAUGAAAUGUUUUGAACAACCGGCGGUCUCGAUGUGUAAAACACUUGUGGACAGGGAGCUUCCUUGUGGUCAUAACCAAAAAAUGGAAUGCCGACUUGAUCCGAAAGAAGCCACUUGUGCGGUGAAGGUGACCGCGACGUUGGAUUGUGAGCAUACGGUUGUUGUGCCAUGUUUCCGGAAGACAAACGGUAAAAUCGACUGUGUGGAAUUAUGCGAAGAACGUUUGAGCUGCGGCCAUUCAUGCCCUCAGAAGUGUCACUACUAUAAGGAUCGCCAUCACGACAAAUUUCAAUGCAAGAAACCGUGCUCUAAAUCGUGUGCCAACGGUCAUCCAUGCAAGACAAACCAUACGUGUUCAUCGCAAUGUAAAAAGUGCAGAACGAUUGUUGAACGUGCACAUCCAAUUUGCGGUCAUAUCGGGAAGAUACCUUGCUGUGAUUCGUCAACGGAGUUCCAGUGCCAAGAGCAGUGCACUAAAGUGUUACCCUGCGGUCACUCAUGUGGCAAGAAAUGCUGUGAGCCGUGUGGUCCAUGCCGGGUACCGACAUCAAAGUCAACACCGAUUUGUGGUCCUGGUCAUAAACAAACGGUCCCAUGCAAUGAAAGUCCCACCAUCGAAAAUUGCAAAGAGAAAGUCCAAAUAUUAAGCACUCUGUGCGGACAUGAAAUCACCGUUGCAUGCAACAUGCGAUCUGCAUCGUCUGUGGAGAUCCAAUCACAUUGCACUAAGCCGUGCGGUUUUACAUUUCCCGGUGAAAAUGGAUGCGGACAUAAGUGUUCGGGUACGUGCAGCUCUUGUUGCAUGGGUACUCUGCAUCAAAAAUGCUUAGAUAAAUGUUUGAGGCCGUUGAUAUGCGGUCAUCUCUGUGACUUCCCAUGCUCCAGGAACUGUCCUCCGUGUAAGAAGCGCUGCCAAAUGAAAUGCGAACAUUCGAAAUGUAAGAAGAUGUGCGGUGACGCUUGUUUCAUCUGCAAGGAACGGUGCAGCUGGCAAUGUAAACACGUGCGGUGCAAAAAUUUAUGCGGCGAAAUGUGCGAUCGUGGUCCUUGCAACGAGCCAUGUGACAAAAAGUUACGUUGUGGCCAUGCGUGCAUCGGUUUCUGUGGGGAAAUGUGUCCGCCACUGUGUCGCAUUUGCGAUUUGGCUGAACUAACCGAAUUCCAAUUGCUGUUCACGGAAGACGAGGAGGACGCUCGGUUCAUAUGGCUGCCGGACUGCAAACAUGCGAUUGAAGUCGAAGGAUUGACGAUGCAUUUCAAUGCCACUGAUGAAACUGGUGAAAUUGGCCUGAAGAAGUGCCCACGAUGUACGACUGUCAUAAGGACAUUGUCUGGAAGAUUCGGAAAUAUAAUUCGGAAAACGUUCCGUGAUGUUGCUCAGGUGAAAAAGAACUUUUUCGGAAAUCGGCAUCAGAACCAAAAAUUAACGGAGGAGAUCCAUCAAAAUCUGCAAUUGGAAGCUACCAGUCUGGUGAAUUUCCUGCCCUCCGUGAAGGCUCUCUUCGAGAUGAUCAUAUAUUUCGAUGACAAGAGCGCAACCGCGAAACUGCGUCAGGUGGACAUAAACACUCUGAACAGUUUGAAGCAGAUUUGGGUUUGGGUCAAGGAAGUUCUGAAGAACGUGUCCGAUUAUUCGAGUGUCGUAAUAAAGAGCGACUGCGAUUCACUGUUCGCUAACAUCACGAACAGACCGCUGCCGUUAUGUUCUUUUGAAGUCGAUAAUAUCGGCAGUGAGAUUCAACGGCUCGUUCAUAAGAUCCAAUUCAAUCGUCGCUGGGAAACGGCCUCCCAUACGACCAGGGAACGUUCGAAUGCUAAAGAUCUGCACGCAAAAAUUUCGGCUAUUUUGCGUUCGAAAGGAAUCUACGACGAAAAAUGUCAACGAAAAUUCAUUGACUACAUUAAGGACCUGGAAAAGCUGUUGAAAACCGGCAUAGGCAUUUCCGAAGGUGAACGCUUGCAAAUAAUCAAGGCGCUGGACAUGAAGCAAGGUCACUGGUUUAAAUGUCCCAACGGACAUCCGUAUAUCAUUACAGAGUGUGGUGGGGCGAUGCAAGUUGCUAAAUGUUACGAAUGUGGUGCAAACAUUGGUGGUGGCAAUCACGCAUUGUUAGCAACCAAUCAAUUUGCUCCGGAAAUGGAUGGUGCCGCGCGUCCAGCAUGGGAUUCAGUAAUGGUUCCCCAGAAUUUCGGAUUAUAAAUCAUUUUGAACUGUUGAAGUGUUUGAGUUGGUUGAAGUGUUUGUUGAACCAUAGCAUCACAGGAUCAUUCACAUUUUGUUCCAUAUUUUCUUUACCAUUUUUUUUUUUUGUUCAAUAAAUA
Messenger RNA from Bradysia coprophila, 8152 nucleotides. RefSeq names its product NFX1-type zinc finger-containing protein 1-like. Gene Ontology annotation, cellular component: nucleus; nuclear RNA-directed RNA polymerase complex. Lineage: Eukaryota; Metazoa; Arthropoda; Insecta; Diptera; Sciaridae. Gene Ontology annotation, molecular function: helicase activity; zinc ion binding. The record is from RefSeq and is a predicted model, not a curated record. Gene Ontology annotation, biological process: regulatory ncRNA-mediated heterochromatin formation.